UUGGUGUUCGCUGCUUCACGUCUUCGGCUAUGGCUUCUGCAGAUGUUGAGUUUCGAUGCUUCGUUGGCGGUCUCGCAUGGGCGACCGAUGAUCAAGCCUUAGAGAAGGCUUUCAGUCAGUACGGCGACAUUAUUGAAUCAAAGAUCAUCAGUGAUCGUGAGACUGGGAGAUCUAGAGGCUUUGGAUUUGUGACUUUCCGUGAUGAGCAGGCGAUGAGGGACGCCAUCGAAGGGAUGAAUGGUCAACGUCUCGACGGUCGUAAUAUUACCGUCAAUCAGGCGCAGAACAGGGGAAGCAGUGGUGGUGGAGGUGGUGGUGGUUACCGCAGUAGUGGCGGUGGUUACGGUGGCGGCGGCGGUGGAUAUGGUGGCGGCGGUGGUGGAUAUGGUGGAGGUGGUGGUGGAUAUGGAGGUAGACGUGAUGGCGGUGGUUACAGUCGCAACGGUGGUGAUGGUGGUGGUUACAGUCGCAACGGUGGUGAUGGCGGUGGUUACAGUCGCAACGGUGGUGGUGGGUACAGCCGCGGUGGUGACCGUGGUUAUGGAGACGGUGGAUCUCGUUAUUCGAGGGGUAGCGGUGCCUCUGAUGGCAACUGGAGGAAUUAGGCUUGGCUAUUGAUGUUUAGGGUUUGGCCCAGGGUUCGAUGUCGUGAAUUGUGUUUCUUGUUCUUGGUAUAAUGGUUCUCUCUAUAAGUGAUUCGUCUUUUUUGACCGA
Telopea speciosissima is the source of this 714-nucleotide messenger RNA. RefSeq names its product glycine-rich RNA-binding protein GRP1A-like. The record is from RefSeq and is a predicted model, not a curated record. Lineage: Eukaryota; Viridiplantae; Streptophyta; Magnoliopsida; Proteales; Proteaceae. The transcript has 2 exons. The coding region runs from base 30 to 605 and encodes 191 amino acids. Gene Ontology annotation, molecular function: mRNA binding.